AUGAGUGACGAUGCACUUUUUGAUGUUUUUGAUCAAGAUGAACCGAGUGCUAUCGUUGAAUUACCAAAAAAUGUAACUAUUAUUGAACAAAUAACAACAACAACAACAACUACAAUCAUAAAAGAAGAAAAUGAUAGUGAAAAAAUCUCUCAUGAUAAACGUGUAUGGGAAGAAGAUGAUGAUCAAAUCGAUAUAACAAUAAAACGUAAUCGAACUGAUUUAUUAACUGAAACUGGUUCAGGAGGUUUUUUUGAAAAUGUUCCACGAAUGCAAAUUCAUACUGUUGAAACAAUUGAAUCAUGUUUACAUGAAGUUGUUUUACCACCAAAUUUUGAAUAUGUACCAUUAAAAGCACCUAUUGGUCCACCGGCUAAAGAAUAUAAAUUUAAUCUUGAUCCAUUUCAACGUGAAGCUAUAACAUGUUUACAAAAUAAUCAAUCAGUACUUGUUUCAGCUCAUACAUCAGCUGGAAAAACUGUUGUAGCUGAAUAUGCUGUUGCUAUGGCAUUACGUGAUAAACAACGUGUUAUAUAUACAACACCAAUAAAAGCUUUAAGUAAUCAAAAAUAUCGUGAAUUACAUGAAGAAUUUAAAGAUGUUGGUCUUAUGACUGGUGAUGUAACACUUAAUCCAUCAGCAUCAUGUCUUAUUAUGACAACAGAAAUUCUUCGAUCAAUGCUUUAUCGUGGUUCAGAAAUAACUCGUGAAGUUGCAUGGGUUAUAUUUGAUGAAAUACAUUAUCUUCGUGAUAAAGAACGUGGUGUUAUAUGGGAAGAAACAAUUAUUUUAUUACCAGAUAAUGUUCAUUAUGUAUUUCUAUCAGCUACUAUACCAAAUGCAAAACAAUUUGCUGAAUGGAUAUCAUUUCUUCAUAAUCAACCUUGUCAUGUUGUAUAUACUGAUGUUCGACCUGUACCUCUUCAUCAUUAUAUUUAUCCAGCUGGUGCUGAUGGUCUUCAUUUAGUUGUUGAUGAAAUGGGUAAAUUUCGUGAAGAUAAUUUUAGUUCAGCUAUGGCAACAUUACGUGAUGUUGGUGAUGCAGCAAAAGGUGAUAAACGUGGAAGACGAGGUGGUUUAAAAACUGAAACAAAUGUAUUUAAAAUUGUUAAAAUGAUUAUGGAACGAAAUUUAGCACCAGUUAUUGUUUUUAGUUUUAGUAAAAAAGAUUGUGAAACAUAUGCAUGUGCAAUAGCAAAACUUGAUUUUAAUUCUGAGGAUGAAAAACAUCUUGUUGAAGAAGUAUUUAAUAAUGCAAUUGAUCUAUUAUCUGAUGAAGAUAAAAAAUUACCUCAAAUAAAUACUGUUUUACCAUUACUUAAAAGAGGUGUUGGUAUACAUCAUUCAGGUUUAUUACCAAUUAUAAAAGAAACAAUUGAAAUACUUUUUGGUGAAGGUCUUAUUAAAGCUUUAUUUGCAACAGAAACAUUUAGUAUGGGCUUAAAUAUGCCUGCUCGUACAGUACUUUUUACAGCUGCUAGAAAAUUUGAUGGAAAAGAAUUACGUUGGAUAACAUCUGGUGAAUAUAUUCAAAUGAGUGGUCGAGCUGGACGUCGUGGAAAAGAUGAACGUGGUAUUGUUGUUUUAAUUAUUGAUGAACGUAUGAGUCCAACAACAGCAAAAGAUAUUGUUAAAGGAAAAGCUGAUCCAUUAAAUAGUGCAUUUAAAUUAACAUAUAAUAUGGUAUUAAAUUUAUUACGUGUUGAAGGUAUUAAUCCAGAAUUUAUGCUUGAAAGAUCAUUUUAUCAAUUUCAACAUUUUUCAUCAAUACCGGCACUUUAUGAAAAAUUACAAACUUGUGAACAACAAUAUGAUUCAAUUAAAAUUGAAAAUGAAGAAGAAGUUGCAAGAUAUUAUAAAUUAAAAAAAAAACUUGAACUUGUACAAGAUCAAAUUGCUAUUAUGAUAAAUGAACCAAAAUAUUUAUUACCAUUUUUACAGCCUGGUCGUCUUGUUACAGUGAAAUCUGGUGAUCUUAAUUUUGAUUGGUGUGUUGUACUUAAUUUUCAUAAAAAACCUGGUGAAAAACCAAUUUAUAUCGUUGAUGUUUUAGCACAUUUAACAUUAGAAAGUGCUACACAAAAAUUAACAGCUGAAAUUCAACCAUGUUCAUUAUUUGAAAGAGGUGAAAUGAAAGUUAUUCCAAUUCAACAUACAUUAAUACGUGAUAUAAGUGCUAUAAGAGUUUAUCUACCAGAUGAUUUACGAACAAAAGAAUCUCGACAAAGUAUAUUAAAAUCGGUUCAAGAUAUAAUACAACGUCAUCCAUUAGGUUUACCAUUACUUGAUCCAAUACAUGAUAUGGGUAUUAAAUCAAAUGAUAUGAUAUCAUAUAUAAAACAAUAUUCUAUAUUACAAACACGUCUUGAUGAACAUCCAUUAACAAAAAAUUUACAAUUAAAAAAAAUUUAUGAACAAUAUGAAUGUAAAGCAAAUAUUGAAAAACAAGUUCUUGAUGCUAAAAAUGAAUUAAAAAAAGCACAAUCAUUAUUACAAAUAGGUGAUUUAAAAAGACAUAAACGUGUUUUACGUCGUUUAGGUUAUUGUAAUUCAGCUGAUGUUAUUGAUUUAAAAGGACGUGUAGCAUGUGAAAUUGAUACAGGUGAUGAACUUGUUACAACAGAACUUUUAUUUAAUGGUGUUUUUAAUGAUUUAACUGUUAGUCAAGCAUGUGCUUUACUUAGUUGUUUUGUUUUUCAAGAAAAAGCUAAUGAAAUGCCUAAAUUACCACAAGAAUUAUCAGGACCAUUACAUCUUUUACAGGAAGCAGCUCGUCGUGUAGCACGAGUAUCAAUUGAAAGUAAAAUUGAAAUGGAUGAAGAACGUUAUGUUGAUGGAUUUAAACCAUAUAUGAUGGAUGUUGUUAAAGCAUGGGUAGAUGGACAAAGUUUUGCUAGUAUUUGUAAAAUGACAACAAUAUUCGAAGGAUCAAUUGUACGUUGUAUGCGACGACUUGAAGAACUUCUUCGACAAAUGUGUUGUGCUGCUAAAGCUAUUGGUAAUAGUGAACUUGAAGCAAAAUUUACUGAAGGUACACAAAAGAUCAAACGUGAUAUUGUUUUUGCAGCUUCAUUAUAUUUAUAA
Messenger RNA from Rotaria sp. Silwood1, 3081 nucleotides. Lineage: Eukaryota; Metazoa; Rotifera; Eurotatoria; Philodinida; Philodinidae. The record is from the annotation of a GenBank genome assembly.